GGAAACCACAAUUCCCAUGAUGCACUUAAAAUUACCGUGGCCACUGAACGGGGGAAGGGAAGCUGAGAUUGGAGGGAGAAAAUCAGAAACAGUUUGCAGAUACUGUGUACGUAUGACAGCUUCUCCUUACAACUCCAGCCAUACAAGAACUCUAUCCAUGAUACACAUCUCACUGGACACCUACAGUUCUUACUCUGGAUGUGUGCUGCUGUUUCAUGUAGACAUAACACAGCCUUGGUGCAAGUAAAGUAAACUGCAGCUGCACUGGUACCCGUAGGUGUGUACUGGAUUGUCUUGAAUGCCAAAGUAAUGACCUGUCUUGGACAGGGAGAGCCCAGCCCUGAAAAGCAAUGUCAUCAUCCAGCUUUUGUGUACCUCUGAUGGGGCUGAGGAGUGAACCCACUGGCCGAGCAGAUCUGUGGAGGAGAGGAAGGAGGCAGGUCUAUGGGAAACUAGUGUAUUGAUGGAUAGCCAUGUCCUCCAAUCAGCUAUUGUAGAUGGAUCCCUGCACAUUCCUCUCAGUGCUUACACUGAAGCUUAGACUCUGCAGUAACUAAGAAAGCCGGGCUGCCAUCAAAAAUCUCACAAGAUACACAGAAACAGAGAAUAUGAUGUGCACACCGUGGACUUCCAUCACAAGUAACAGUUUUACAAAAUCAUAUUGCCAUCAUUGACUGAAUGUUAAGAUACUUGCAGACAAUACACAUGCACACUACAGAAAUCAUGGUGGUCCUUGCAUCAGCUCAUCAGCUCAUCUCAGUCUGUGACUUCAGAAGUCUUUAGAGGCCAGAAAGGAACGCGCUCGCUAGCCAAUGCACUCAUAUGCAAUGGCAGAAGACAUUGAUGUCACAUCCCAUACCGAGGGACUGAAUGGUUUGUCCCAUGAGUGUAAACUGGAAAUCACCAAUGGACACUCCAACCAUAAGCCUGUCAUUAAUGGAUUAAUUAUUGGUCACAAUGUUAAAGACCACACUAAUGGCAGCGCACCACUCCGAUCCUUGCCGAUUUCAGCACUGAAGCAGAAUGGUCUUCUGCAGACCCUGGCAGCUGGAGGGAACCAGCCUAAGCCUGCAGAGGAAGAUGUGGAGUUGGAAAAGGCCAGACAGGAGUGGGAGGCUCUGGAGAACGUCCAGCCAGCUUUCACUGAAGAUUUGAACCCAACCCCACUCAUCUCCUUCAAUGAAGCUCUGCAGUACUUCCAGACCACAGACCUUGGGGACUUGCUAAAGAACAUCCAGCCAACCAUCCGGCGCACAGGUCUGGCUGCGAUCACACGCUUCCUCUUUGGACCUCCGCGACUGCACAGGGAACUCUUGGAGGAGAGGGAUCUGGUCUUUGCCAUCGCACAGUGUCCAGUGGACAACAGCCAAACAGUCCACAUGCGUGUCCUCCAGACCAUUUAUAAGAGACUAAUUGGCAGCAGGCUGGACUGUCCUCGCUAUGGAGCACACUGGGAAAAUAUUGGCUUUCAGGGUACAGACCCAGCCACUGACCUUCGUGGCACUGGUUUUCUGGGACUGAUGCAUACUCUGUACUUUGUGAUGGACCCGGAGACUCUACCGUUGGCUAGAGACAUCUACAAGCUGUCACAGCACCCUACACAGAACUUUCCAUUCAGUGUGAUGUCAAUCAACAUGACCCGCAUUGCUCUGCAAAUACUCAGAGAGGAAGCCUUGUCUAAGGAGUGCAAUCGACGUCAGCAAGUGGUUGGUGUCCUGAAUGAGUUCUACGUUGCCACAUAUCUGCACCUGUACCAACUGUGGAAGACCCAGCAGAAGACCAUUGUUGACUCUGGCUUUGUGCUAAAAGAAGUGGAGCUGUUUGCCAGAAAGAACCCCAAGCAGAUGCUGCGUCAACUAGAGGUCUUCCUGAAGGAGAGGCAGACAGGUGGAAUCGUCUAUGGGACAUCGCCAGAUCCUCAGGCUCAGCAGUCCUCUCCAAGCCUGGGAGAGCGUGCGGCCAGAGCUGGGACGGAACAGGGAAGCAAGGGAAAGGAGAUGCACUUCACAGGAGUGUGUGAUCUGCCACCAGACUUGGAGGGAGAGGCCAGUCUCAUCUAAGCUAGACUGUGUGUGCAUGUGUGUGAGCAGUCCUGUUUGUGAGUAUAUCUAUGUGAAUGUGUGAGCGGCUUACUUAGAGAGCCAGAAGAAGAACCCCACCAGACCUUGAUUUAGGACCUGCUAUCUGAACCUAUUCAAACACUUCCACUCCCUCCACUAAUGCUGGGUUGCUGCACUUUGAUCAGAUUAAGCUUGGGGGUCUUGAUUUUUUUAUUUUUUUAUUUUUUUUU
This is a messenger RNA of Monopterus albus (swamp eel), 2290 nucleotides long. RefSeq names its product ELMO/CED-12 domain containing 3 (gene elmod3). The coding region runs from base 813 to 2060 and encodes 415 amino acids. The record is from RefSeq and is a predicted model, not a curated record. NCBI's taxonomy places the organism in Eukaryota, Metazoa, Chordata, Actinopteri, Synbranchiformes, Synbranchidae. The transcript has 13 exons.